Mizuhopecten yessoensis (Yesso scallop) is the source of this 1086-nucleotide messenger RNA. RefSeq lists its product as uncharacterized. Lineage: Eukaryota; Metazoa; Mollusca; Bivalvia; Pectinida; Pectinidae. The record is from RefSeq and is a predicted model, not a curated record. The coding region runs from base 117 to 938 and encodes 273 amino acids. The transcript is spliced from 5 exons.
GUGGAGAUGGUGGUACGGCUAAUGAGGGCUAGUACUACUGAUGUAUACGUAUAACGGGUGACAGCAGCAGAUACACAGGACAUACUGUUAAAAGAUCCUGAAUACGACAAACACACAUGACGAGACCAAUGCUGUUGUUAGCGUCAGCCGUCCUGAUGUUAGGAUUGUUUUCUGAGAGCGUGGUUUUUGCACUGACCGCACCGGAAGUCCAGAUGUUUGGUGUUUCCGGUCAGCAUUUAGCGACAGUUUCUGUGACAACCGGAAGUACCACGUACACUAUCACAUCCUCUGGUUUGCCGGAUCAUGACUGGCAGAUGGUCAACCCUAACACUCCACUGUCACAGAACCAUCAGAUAAAGAUACUCAUUACCCCAAACGUAUCCACAACAAAGGGUUGUCUCCCCAUGGGAAAGAUAGGCCUCACUAGGACAGGGGUGUCACUGUUCAACCCUCUUGCUUCAGACAGCCGAAACGCUGUUGAGGGCCCGAGUGCCGAAACGUUUGAUAGCUGUGAUGGACACACCACGAGGCAUGGUGACUAUCACUACCACAAGUUGCCGUCCUCGUGUCUAUGGAAAAACGAAAGAGACUAUUUCAUCGGCGUUGCUAUGGACGGGUAUCCAAUAUAUGGUCCAAACACAACUGGGUACGACACUUGGCUGAAGACCACAGACCUUGAUGACUGUCACGGAAAGACUAUUGGCGGGAAUUACCGGUAUAUAGCUACUGUAGACUUCCCCUACCUGCUCGGCUGUUUCCAUGGUGAAGUGAUUGACACCAAAAUUCGCACUUCCGCUGUUUGUGGAGCAAGCUCUAGCGCUAAAUUCGCACAAUGGGGAGGAUACUUGUGUAGCUGUGAUGGUGCCAGCUGUCUGACGCCAGCUUCUAUCUCGAUGUUGUUUAUCAUCAUCGUCGUCAUGUCUAGGAUCUGGGAGUGAAAUAAACAGAAGACUGGCUUGUGAGAAUGGUAUUUAACGAAUGAAUAUUGUUUUCUCAAAAGAAAAGCAUAAGUAACAUUAUCAAGCUUAUUUCUUAAAAUGCGCGGAACUAAUAUUUUUUUAUCAAUAAUAUUAUUCCACUUAUAAA